Anoplopoma fimbria (sablefish) is the source of this 1468-nucleotide messenger RNA. RefSeq names its product proteasome 20S subunit beta 8A (gene psmb8a). Gene Ontology annotation, molecular function: threonine-type endopeptidase activity. NCBI's taxonomy places the organism in Eukaryota, Metazoa, Chordata, Actinopteri, Perciformes, Anoplopomatidae. The record is from RefSeq and is a predicted model, not a curated record. Gene Ontology annotation, cellular component: proteasome core complex. The coding region runs from base 250 to 1077 and encodes 275 amino acids. The transcript has 6 exons.
AGCGUUUUAAGUUAUAAAAAAGGGACUGGCCAAAUGUAAUCAUAAAUAGUUACAUAUUGAUUUUGUGUAGCUAAAUAUUUUAGCAUGCAGGACAGGACUGCAAUGAAAUAGCUUUUAAACCCUUUCACUUUCGAAUUCUUUGUCCUGUACCAGGAAAUAAUCCGUGACGCUUUGUCAGUCGCCGUUCGUCAUUUGGGAAAACGUAACAUUUAAACUGUAGAAUAUAAUUAGAAUAUAGUUGUAUACAUUAUGGCUCUUUUCCAAGUAUCUGGUUUUACCUCUUAUUUGGAACUCCGUGGUCAGAUUCUUCCAGCAGGACAGACGCAACUCGUCGACCGAACAAACCACUACAAUUUCGGGACCAAAACUCAAGAAUUUGCUGUACCUCUGGGUGUAGACCCCUCAGGGUUUCUCAAAUCCUGCAACCGUGACGGAGGUGUGUGCAUAGACCUGAACCACGGCACGACCACCCUGGCCUUCAAGUUCAAAUAUGGCGUCAUCGUGGCUGUGGACUCCCGAGCCUCAGCGGGCCGUUACUUGGCCUCCAACGACGUCAAUAAGGUCAUAGAGAUCAACCCUUACCUGCUGGGCACCAUGUCGGGCAGCGCUGCAGACUGCCAGUACUGGGAGAGACUCCUGGCCAAAGAAUGCAGGCUGUACAGGCUCAGGAACAACCAAAGGAUCUCUGUGGCUGCUGCCUCCAAGCUGCUGUGCAACAUGAUGCUGGGUUACAGAGGCAUGGGCCUCUCCAUGGGAAGCAUGAUCUGCGGAUGGGACAAAGAGGGCCCUGGUCUGUACUACGUGGACGAUGAGGGGAAGCGUCUGUCCGGCCGUAUGUUCUCUACCGGCUGUGGAAGCAGUUACGCCUACGGUGUGGUGGACAGCGGCUACCGGGAUGACAUGACGGUGGAGGAGGCGUAUGAGCUGGGCCGUCGGGGCAUCGCUCACGCCACACACAGGGACGCCUAUUCUGGAGGGGUGGUCAACAUGUACCACAUGCAGGAGGAUGGCUGGAUAAAGGUGUGUAAGGAAGACGUCUCGGAGUUGAUCCACCGCUACAGGAAGGGAAUGUUUUGAAUGUUCAGCACUCUAACUACGACCAACAAGGCCUUUCUUUCCAAAACCUUUUUUUUGUUAACUUAGUUGAUAGAUAGAAUAGUUGAUUUUGGAAAUGACCCCACUUUAGUCUUACAGCAGAGUGUGUGGUCCAUUUCUGAAUUUGGCUCAAUGAAACGUCAGAGCAUGAAAUGCUAUGGAACCAUUUAUUUUCUUAUAAAUGAACUUUGCAGGAUCAAACUGUCAUUAAACUGUUAAGAUCUUUGUUUGGUAUUUGUUCUUCAAAUGAUGAAGGUACUGUGUCUGUUGAUUCUCACGUGAUUCCGUGUAGUAGUUUGUGUUGACCAGACAUACUGUUAAAAUAAUCUCACUACAACACACAGCUCCAAAUAAAGCCUGUUGCUCAACUCAC